Messenger RNA from Trachemys scripta elegans, 693 nucleotides. RefSeq names its product olfactory receptor 5V1-like. Gene Ontology annotation, biological process: G protein-coupled receptor signaling pathway. The coding region runs from base 1 to 693 and encodes 230 amino acids. Lineage: Eukaryota; Metazoa; Chordata; Testudines; Emydidae. Gene Ontology annotation, cellular component: membrane. The record is from RefSeq and is a predicted model, not a curated record. Gene Ontology annotation, molecular function: G protein-coupled receptor activity; olfactory receptor activity. The transcript has a single exon.
AUGGUGCUGAUAAGAGCAGAGUCUCACCUUAAUACCCCUAUGUACUUCUUCCUCUUCCAUUUAUCCUUUAUUGAUAUCUACUAUUCCUCGGUCACGGUGCCUAACAGACCGAGGAACUUCCUAGCAGUGCACAAAAUUAUUUCUGUCAAUGGCUGCAUUGUCCAGAUGUUCUUCAUCCUCCCCUCAGUUGGUGCUGAGAUUCUCAUUCUCUCAGCAAUGGCUUAUGACCGCUACGCUGCCAUCUGUGACCCAUUGCGUUACAUGGAGAGAAUGAGCAAAGGGAUCUGUGUUCAGCUGGAGAGUGGUGCUUGGGCAAUAAGUUUCUUCCAUGCCCUGCUUAACACUGUUUUUACUCUGAAGUUACAUUUCUGUGGGCCCAAUCAAAUCAGCCAUUUCAUCUGUGAGCUCCCUAAUCUAUUAAAACUGUCCUACACUAUGACCCUCACCAAUCUAGUGGUGCUUCUUACUUCUGUUCUGAUAUUUGGAUCAAGCUCCUUUCUCCUCACCCUGAUCUCCUACAUUCACAUCAUCUCCACCAUCCUGAGGUUACGCUCUACGGAGGGCAUGCAUAAAGCCUUCUCCACCUGCAGCUCCCAUCUUAUUGUGGUUGGCUUGUUCUCCAGUACACAAAACCCAGCUCAGUCUCUUCUGCCAUGCUGGAUGAAAUAUUCUCCAUCCAGUACAGUGUCUUGA